AGACGAAGAAGGCGAGUUCUGUCCAGUGUGGUUCAAGGCUUGGCUGGUCCAAGCCAUCGGGGCCUUGGCCGCCUAUCAUUCACGAUGAAUACACUGACUUACCAGCUUGUGUUACUACUAUUACUUUCUCUCUUCAUAUUCGCCGCUGGGCUGGCCAUUCCUGACCAGCUCGCGGAUCAACUCGCGCUGGCCGGCCCAAAAGCUGGAGGGCCCCCCGCCCUGUCCAACAGCACGUUUGCUUACCUCGCUGCCCCGCCCACGGAGGAGUGGUCCUGGAUCGGCGACGGGCCGCGGACCAGCGGCGGUGCCGGGCUGUACCCAGAGCACUGGCUCGGCCCCCUGAGGAGACCAGACCACGACCUGGCCCUGAUCGGGGGGCGCCCCCUGGCCACGAAAGCCGAGGAUCGAUGCCGAGCACUACCGGGCGCAGAGUACUGAGGAUAGCGGCGUCGGUAGGCACCAGCGCUGGACGCUGGGGCUGUGGGUGGGCGGCGCGGCGUUGGUCCUCGUCGUCGCCCUGGGGCACUCGGCGCUGUGCUGCACUCUGGGUUGGCGCCGCGAGGAGCGCUCUGUCUCGGCCGGCGAGCACGGCGGGGCCAGGAAGGCCGAGGCUGGCUCGUCCAAGGACAAGAUCACCAAGCUCGCGUCGUACCACUCCUGGAUGCCCAGACCCGGCAUGCCAGGCUCCUCCGUGCCGGGCUCGGCCGGCAGCCUGGCGAGCAGCGGCCUCCUCUCCACGAGCGUGAGGAGCCGAGUCCGACGCGUCGCUGCUGAGGGGGGCCCGAACGGACACCACGCUCUGCCCACAGCUGGUGGUGCCGAAGAACUGCACGCUGCAGUGCGCGCUCCCGAGGACCGGAUCGUGUGCCACAAGAGGCAGAACGUGGUCGUGAGCAUCAAGAGCCUGGCGGUUCCUGUCGAGACGGCGCUGUUCCAGGCCCGCGUGGCGGAGGGCGACUCGACGAAGCUCUCGGGUGCGGGCAUCCACCUGGAGAUGCUCGGCGGCGAGGACGAGUUCGCCUUCCUGUCGACGGAUGACGUCUGGGCCAGCCGGGGGGCGCGCCAGCCCGAGAUGGAGAUCAGGAAGGUGUCUGGGGAGAAGUAUGCGACCAUCAGGAAUCGGGGACCGACAACACGACUUACAUCAUGGCGCGGGGGGCAGAUACGCUGAUGGUCUUCAGCGGCCGCUUCUCGAGGCACGAGCUGCAAGUGUGCUGCGCCGCGGGCCAGAUGGUGGCCACGGUGACCCCGAGCAGCUCUAAGGCCAUGUACGAGGUGGUUGUUUACACCAACGCAGACGCAGGGCUGAUCAUUCUCGGCUUGCUCGCGAUCGACAAGGUGGAGGUCGCGCCCACGUAGGAAACUUCUACGUGCGAAUUAGCUAUCCUUCUGGUCGGGCCCCGCCAUAGAGCCGAAGCAGCCAAGCGAAGGCGAAGGCAAAUGCUGCCAGGAUGCUGGAUGCCCAUGGCGCGGCUGGCCUGGGCGAGAACUGGAUACACUCUCGGGCGCUGGGCCGCUCUAUGGCCGGGCAGACCAGGCGUCCGCAUGUGCAUCUGGAGCGUGGCCUCCGGAUGGUCCACGCGUGACUCCAGCCACGCGUGUGCUCUGGCCUCCUGGUGGGCAAAGGCAUGGGCCAGGUGUGCGUGCCGUUUGUCCGCUCGCCUCCCUGCGAGCUGCUCGGUGCCCACGGGUUGAACAAGGCACGAGACUGGUGUCACCGACGCGCUCGUCUAUGGUCCGGGGUGCCGACCGAGAAUUCGCCUGAGCACUUCCAGGAGCGUGGCGAGUCCUGGGCGGGCGUGUGCCCGGCGCAGCGAUUGGGCGUGUUCUGAGCCCAUACCCUCAACCUGCGCGAGGGCAGGCCCCCGUGGCAGCAACCGUGCGCCGUACAGAAAAUCGCGCCAGGCAUUCGGGCCGUUCCCCCUCGUUGCCCACUUCCUCUCGGGGGAAGGCCUUUGUGGGCUUCUUGGCUUCUAUGCCUCUAGGCUUCCUUCCCUCUCACAACCUGGGCGCCUCUAAGGUGCAGCGGGUGGUAUCUCACAGCCUUUCGCUGCAGUGCGGCAGGCGGGGUCUUACGGCCGUGCGCUGCGUUGCAGCAGGUGGUUCUCACGGCCGUGCGCUGCGUAGCAGCAGGCGGUUCCUCCUUUUCUCCUGCCGGUUGGUUGGUUGAUUGGCGUGCCCUGGGCCACGCGCUCCGCUGCGCCGUUCCUGGGAUGCUGGAGCGGCGGCGGCGUCGCAGGGAAGGCUGCGCGGGUCCAGCGCCCAUCGCCGUUCCCAGGCCGUGCGCUGCAGGGCGAGGUCCACGCUCGAAUCGGGCUCGCAACCCACCCAUUCCCACCCCUGUGGCUGCGCAUUUGUUGGGCGGCGCCUUGGCCAGGUUGGGCCCUGGUGGAUUUCCAGUCUGGCCCAACCUGGCGGCGCCAAAUAUUUCAGCUCGCCCAUUGUCGGCGCGAAGGCGUCGCCCAACUUCACGGUCGCAUGACCGAACGCAGAAGAUGUUUCUCUUCCC
Prorocentrum cordatum is the source of this 2509-nucleotide messenger RNA. NCBI's taxonomy places the organism in Eukaryota, Dinophyceae, Prorocentrales, Prorocentraceae. The record is from the annotation of a GenBank genome assembly.